Messenger RNA from Pungitius pungitius (ninespine stickleback), 1944 nucleotides. Its product is annotated as MOB-like protein phocein. The record is from RefSeq and is a predicted model, not a curated record. Bases 36 to 1007 code for a protein of 323 amino acids. Gene Ontology annotation, cellular component: mitochondrial matrix; cytoplasm. Gene Ontology annotation, molecular function: ATP binding; protein folding chaperone; metal ion binding. NCBI's taxonomy places the organism in Eukaryota, Metazoa, Chordata, Actinopteri, Perciformes, Gasterosteidae. The transcript is spliced from 9 exons.
UCCACACCAUAGUUUGAUCUUAUAAAACACCCCGUAUGAACGGAAGCGUUUUGAACUCUGCCGUUAGGUGUUCUAGAAUUUUCCACAACUGGGCAGGCAGCUUUAGGGCACGUCUUGCGCAUGCGCCGUGCAGUUCACGUGGAGACGGUCCCCAUCCAGUGUGUCAGAUUAAGAACCGGGUUGCAGCAGCUUCGCAUCGACUCUCUGACUUCUCACUCACCCCAGAAAUGGCCUUUAGGAAAUUCCUCCCCCUGUUCGACAGGGUGCUGGUGGAGCGCCUCGUCGCAGAGACGGUCACCAAGGGGGGCAUCAUGCUGCCUGAGAAGUCUGCAGGCAAAGUGCUGCAGGCCACGGUGGUGGCAGUAGGACCUGGCUCCGUCAAUCCGGACUUCUACAACUGGCAGGAUGAGUCAUUUGAGGAGAUGGACAGCACCCUGGCUGUCCAACAGUACAUUCAGCAGAACAUUAGAUCGGAUUGCUCCAAUAUCGACAAAAUCCUGGAGCCUCCGGAGGGUCAGGAUGAAGGGGUGUGGAAGUACGAACACCUCAGGCAGUUCUGCCUGGAGCUCAAUGGCUUAGCUGUAAAACUGCAGAGUGAGUGCCAUCCAGACACCUGCACCCAGAUGACCGCCACAGAGCAGUGGAUCUUUCUAUGUGCUGCCCACAAGACGCCCAAAGAGUGCCCUGCCAUUGAUUAUACCAGGCACACGCUGGACGGAGCUGCCUGUCUUCUCAAUAGCAACAAAUACUUCCCCAGCAGGGUGAGCAUCAAGGAGUCAUCGGUGGCCAAACUGGGCUCCGUUUGUCGUCGCAUCUAUAGGAUAUUCUCCCACGCCUACUUCCAUCACCGCCAGAUAUUUGACAAGUACGAGAACGAAACAUUCCUGUGUCACCGGUUCACGCGCUUCGUAAUGAAAUACAACCUGAUGUCCAAGGACAACCUGAUCGUUCCCAUCCUGGAGGAGGAGGUGCAGAACACCUCGUCGGCCGGGGAGAGCGAGGCCUGAACACGAGCUGCUGCUGCUGCUGGCGCCACGUUGUGCAACAUGCAGUCACACGUGACAGGAGACGCAUUGACACACCCUGCAUAUACAGUACACACAUCUAUAUAUAAAUAUACACACUAAGGUGUAUUGAGGCUCAUGUUUAGCAACACUGUCCUUGUCCCCUGUGUCUCUCGGUGGAAGUUAGGUCGUAGUGGAGCGCAGAGUUCAUCUGUACCUGCAGGACAAGCUGAUGUGUAUUUUUUUCCCUUCUCUAUUUACACUGUUUAUUCAGACAGAUGCAGCCCCUGUCUCACACUACUCCUUUUUGUUUUCCUUUAAUCUUUUAGCAGCUGGAUUUGCAAAAUGUAAUCAUGGUGACCUGAAUUAGCGUCUCCCACCUGCCCGCCCCUCUGUACAUAACCCCCCCCCCCCCUCCCAUAUCUCCAUCAUAUUUUCUGAUGGCGCUUCACCUUUUUUGUGUCUGCUUCUGUUCUCCUUUCGCUUGCGUUGCCUUCCAGCAUUUUUUCCCCCCUCUCUGGGGGGGGGGGGUUGUCCCAUGAAAUGGAUCACUAAAUUAGCCUGCUGACUUGAUAAUGCUAUUAAAAACACAAUUGUAAGUGUGUGGCUUGUGUGGUAGUGUACAAAGACAACCUCUAGCUUUGUGAGUGUCCCAGCAGUCAGAUCUCUGGUCCUGCUUCAUGGUCCGUUCCCGACGUUCCCCUUUGCAUCCCCUCACGGGACUGUGCUGCCGUAAGCCGGUUCGGAUGAGGAUGAAAGGGUGAAAAGACGGCUACGUAUCCGAGCACAACCUCCCUUUUAUCCUCCCGCCUCAUUAAGUUAUUUUGUGGGAGGAGUCUUGUCUAUCCAAACCCACUUUUUUAUUUUUUAAAUGGACUAAAACAUUUGUUACCGUCGACAUUUUCAUGAUGUCUGUUAAUAAAAAAAUACCUUAUUCAAA